Erythranthe guttata (spotted monkey flower) is the source of this 1443-nucleotide messenger RNA. NCBI's taxonomy places the organism in Eukaryota, Viridiplantae, Streptophyta, Magnoliopsida, Lamiales, Phrymaceae. The record is from RefSeq and is a predicted model, not a curated record.
UUUCCACUUUUCUAUUUCUUUUUUUCGUCUGUAAACCAAAAUCCCCAAAUCCAAAUCCAAAACCCUAAUUCACUGUCUGGCAGAACCACCGAACAACAAUGGCGUUCCGCAGCAAGCUCCGAUUACUUACACUCCAACGCAACCGCCCAUUUUCCUCUUCAAUUCUGAACCCGGACUCCAAAACCCCACCACUCAGCAGGAAAGAGAAAUCUCGAGCCGCGCUCUCUGCGCUCUCCCUCCUCCGGUUAGAAACGAAUCCGGAACGAAUCGUCGAUAUCUGCCGAGCCACCUCACUCACCCACGGCACGCACCUGUAUCGUGACGCCUACUCCGUCGCCAUUUCCAAGCUCAAAAAAUCCAACAACUACGGCGGCAUUCGUACCAUCAUCAAAAACUCCUUAUCCCGUACAGAUUGCAGAUCUGAGCUCUCCGUUUCUCAUUUGAUCGUUCUCUACGGCCAGGCGGGUCUUAUCAAGGACGCUCUCCAACUGUUCGACGAAAUGCCAAGCUUAGGCAUUCAGAUCGGUGUGAAAGCUUUGAACUCGCUGCUGUUCUCCUGCAUUAUAGCUGGAGAAUACAGCGAAAUGAAGAGGGUUUUUUCGGAUUUUCCGGGAAAGUACGGUUUGGAGCCGAAUGUGGACACUUACAACACUGUGUUGAAGGGCUUGUGUGAAUCGGGUAGUGCGGAUUCGGCCCACUCUAUACUGGCGGAGAUGGAGAGCAAAGGUAUAAAUCCCGACGCGAAGACGUUUUCUGUUGCGAUUGCUGGUUUCUACAAGGAGGAGAAAUUCGACGAUGUCGAAAAAAUGAUUGUUUCGAUGAAGAAAUACGGAGUGGAAAAAGGGAUCGGUAUUUACAACGUUAUGAUGCAGAGCUUGUGUAAGCUGAAAAGGUCGAAUGAGGCGAAGGCGUUAUUGGACGAGAUUCUGUUGAAAAAUAUGACGCCGAACUCUGUGACGUACGGCCAUUUGAUUCACGGGUUUUGUAAAGAAGGAAAAUUGGAUGUGGCCAAGAGUUUGUUCGAGGAGAUGAUUAGUAGAGAAUUGAAGCCACAGGCCGAGUGUUAUUUUACGAUGGUUUAUUAUUUAUGUAAAGGGAAUGAUUUUGAGGUUGCCUUAACCAUAUGUAAGGAAUCUAUGUCGAAGGGUUGGAUUCCGAAUAUGACGACAAUGAGGUGUCUUGUGAGUGGACUGAUUAGUGUUGAGAAAGUCGACGAGGCGAAGGAAAUUAUUGCAGUGAUGAAGGACAAGUUCUCUAGGAAUGUCGAUCCGUGGAUUGAGAUUGAGGAAGGAUUACCUAAGUAGUCGAGUGCUGAUUUAUCUUUUGUUUAUAUCGUAUCGUGUUUGUAGUAACUCUGCGAUGAAGAGUUCGGCGUUGGUUGGACUUUUGUUCUUGAAAUGAAGCUGUGUUAAUAAACAUGUCAUGUAUGCAUGAUCUUUUUAA